GCUGCCCGGGGCUCGGGAUGCUCUAUGGCAAGCUGCUCAGCCGCUGGCCCAGGGUCCUCCCAUGGCGGAGCUGGAUCUCCCCGUGGUGGCUCUAGAUCCCCCCGCAGUAGCCCUGGGUCUCUCUGGAGCCCCUCAUGGUGGCCCAGGAUCCCUUCGUGGUGGGUCUGGAGCCCUCUGGAUCCUCUCCUGGUGGCCCUGGAUCUCCUCGUGAUGAUUCUAGGUCUCAUGGUGGCCACAGAGCCUUUUGUCAUGGCAUGGUGGGAGUUAAGAGGCUGCACUUGGCACCACGGUCCUGGAUCAUUGUCUGCUGUGUGACCAACCUGUGCACCAGAGAGCUGCCAGGCUGAGCUGAAAGGCUCUGAUACAUCUACUGAUUUUUCUAGUGAUGCUUUGUGGUCUUCAUGCUUCUGGGCAUCUUGCUUGCCCAGGGUACCAGCCCCAGUCAAGGCUGUGUGAGCUGUGCCGUGUCCCUCAGCCCAGGCGGUGCGACCAGGCAGCCCUUGGAAACUGACAUGGAGGGAUUUGCCUCCUGUGCUGCUCUGCAGCUGCACUGGCUGAUCAGCUGCUGCGCGUGGGGUUGUGCUGUUGCUCUGGUGAAGAGGAUGUCACCUCCUGCUCUGGGGCUGAGGAGACUGAGAUCAGCAGAUCUGGCAGUGAGGACCUUUGCUCUCCAAGCGCUGCAUCGACUGGCACUGCCUGCAGGCUGGGCUUUCAGAAUCACUGACAGCUCUCUGAGAAAGACAAACCCUACGUGGAUAUCCAGGGACUGACAGCUUCCACCAUGGAAAUCCUGCUGGACUUUGUAUACACAGAAACUGUUCAUGUGACAGUAGAGAACGUCCAAGAGCUGCUCCCCGCGGCGUGUCUGCUCCAGCUGAAAGGUGUGAAACAAGCUUGCUGUGAGUUUCUAGAAAGCCAGCUGGAUCCAUCCAAUUGUUUGGGCAUUCGGGAUUUUGCUGAGACACACAAUUGUGUUGAUCUAAUGCAAGCUGCAGAGGUCUUCAGCCAGAAACAUUUCCCAGAGGUGGUUCAGCACGAAGAGUUUAUCCUCUUAAAUCAAGAAGAGGUUGAAAAGCUCAUCAAGUGUGAUGAAAUUCAGGUGGACUCCGAGGAGCCGGUGUUUGAGGCAGUGAUCAACUGGGUGAAGCACUCCAAGAAGGAGCGGGAGGCGUCGCUGCCCGAGCUGCUGCAGUACGUGCGGAUGCCGCUGCUCACCCCGCGCUACAUCACCGACGUGAUCGACACCGAGCCCUUCAUCCGGUGCAGCCUGCAGUGCAGAGACCUUGUAGAUGAAGCCAAGAAAUUUCAUCUUCGGCCCGAGCUCCGGAGUCAGAUGCAAGGACCCAGGACAAGAGCACGUCUGGGAGCAAAUGAAGUCCUGCUGGUGAUCGGCGGCUUUGGCAGCCAGCAGUCACCCAUCGAUGUGGUGGAGAAAUAUGACCCGAAGACUCAGGAGUGGAGUUUCUUGCCAAGCAUCACCCGGAAGAGGCGCUACGUCGCCACUGUGUCCCUGCACGACCGUAUCUACGUGAUCGGGGGGUACGAUGGCCGCUCCCGCCUCAGCUCUGUGGAGUGCUUGGAUUACACAUCAGAUGAGGAUGGGAUCUGGUACUCCGUGGCUCCUAUGAAUGUACGCCGAGGCCUGGCAGGAGCCACCACCCUUGGAGACAUGAUCUACGUGUCCGGGGGGUUUGACGGGAGCCGCCGUCACACCAGUAUGGAGCGGUACGACCCCAACAUUGACCAGUGGAGCAUGUUGGGAGACAUGCAGACAGCACGGGAAGGAGCAGGGCUUGUUGUGGCUAAUGGAGUUAUCUACUGCCUUGGUGGCUAUGAUGGGCUAAACAUACUGAACUCAGUAGAGAGGUAUGAUCCCCACACUGGACACUGGACAAAUGUCACCCCAAUGGCCACUAAGCGCUCAGGGGCUGGAGUGGCUCUGCUGAACGACCACAUUUAUGUGGUUGGUGGGUUCGAUGGGACAGCUCAUCUCUCUUCUGUGGAAGCCUAUAAUAUUCGCACUGACUCCUGGACAACUGUCACCAGCAUGACAACCCCCCGCUGCUACGUGGGGGCCACGGUGCUGCGGGGCAGGCUGUACGCCAUCGCGGGGUACGAUGGCAACUCACUGCUGAGCAGCAUUGAGUGCUAUGAUCCCGUCAUUGACAGCUGGGAAGUGGUGACCUCCCUGGGGAUGCAGCGCUGCGACGCUGGAGUCUGUGUCCUUCGGGAGAAGUGAUCCAGAGGGAGCUUCUGAAGAACAUCCUGAAGAGUCUCAGCUGGAGGAAGAGUCCCAAGUGAUUUGCAGUGACUGUUCUUGAGAGUUGUGGAUGCUGUGGAAAUAGUCACCAGAACAGCAGCUUUCUGUGCUGCUUCUGACUAGAGCAUGUGCAUAACCGUGUUAUCUCAGCAGUCAUUUGAAAUUGGGGGCUCUGUGUGGAGCUGGAGAAGGGUGGUGAGGUGGGUCAGGAGAAGCUGUGUCCUCUGCUGUUCCUGUGGCUCAGUCUAUCGGCAGAGCAGAGGUGCUCCCAGCCUUGGCAUCAGCCAGCCUGGAGAACCCUUCCAAGGACCUGUACAUACAACUGGGGAGUCUCUUCAGCCACUGCAGGACCACGCAGGUCCUCUGGUUGCUCUCAGCCACGUGGGUGUGUGGGGGUAAAUCCAGCUGCUCUGAUGUUCCAGUUUCCAAUCAUCUUGUACAUACUGAAUGUGUGAACGUGCUCCUCAGGUGCACAGGAGAGCAGAGGCAAACGGAGUGAGCAUGUCCGAGGGGUCCUGCACUUCUCACAGCUCUGCACACAGAAGGAGUCGCAGAUCAAAGCUGUCAACUACUGAGACCCAAAAGCCCGAGGCUGCAGGGGCAGAGGGUGGGGGUAAAGCUCAUUGCCUGGUGUAGGAGCAGGUCUGCAGCGCUGUGCUCCAGUCAGGGGGCGCAGCGAGAGUCACAUCAGGGUUCCCUCAAAGAGCUCAACAGACCCAGCUGCAAAGUGCUGUGUUUUCUUGAGCAGGAGCCUGGCUGUGCUGGGUGCUGCCCUCGCUCCCACCCCCUGGAGAGGUCACCUUGCAGAGGUGGGGCCCUGGCAGCAGAGACACAAUUGCUGCCACCCACAUGAUCUUGCUGGUGAGCAACUGGGGUUCAUGGCUGGACAGCCCUCUCUGUCCAGCACACCCACCUCAGCCUUUCAGAUAAGUUCAUUGUGGUGAUACUCCUUUUAUCUAGGAUUUUUCUGCUUCCAGGGCCGUUAGGGAUCCAUGUUACCCUCUGUUUCUUCCCUGGCCUAACUCCACUUCCUCUUUCACUAGCUCUCCAUCACCUGCGCCACAAGCCCCAGGUGAGAGCUUCCUCUGCCACUGUCUCCUCAGCGUGUCUCCUGCCUUGCUGCCUUCCUGGGAGCAGGGGCUCUCCUCAGCUUGGCCCCCCAGUGCCUGGGCUCCGUGUUCUGCUGCUCGUUGAGCUUCCUGCUGACUCCUUGCUUGGGGGACAGGGUGGGAUCAGGGACGUGGUAGCAUGACUCCAUUAUGCACUUUCAGCCAAUGCUCUGACCUUCUGCGUUUGUUCCUAUCACACAAGUGUUCUGUGGUUUUGUUUCCUAUGUUUAUUUUUUAAUGAAAAUGUAAAGAAUAAAAGAUUUCCUGAGCCAGCGGGAA
Messenger RNA from Apus apus (common swift), 3648 nucleotides. It is a transcript of the gene KLHL12, whose product is annotated as kelch like family member 12. NCBI's taxonomy places the organism in Eukaryota, Metazoa, Chordata, Aves, Apodiformes, Apodidae. The transcript is spliced from 11 exons. The record is from RefSeq and is a predicted model, not a curated record. Gene Ontology annotation, molecular function: protein binding. Bases 782 to 2239 code for a protein of 485 amino acids.